Sycon ciliatum is the source of this 1810-nucleotide messenger RNA. RefSeq lists its product as uncharacterized. Lineage: Eukaryota; Metazoa; Porifera; Calcarea; Leucosolenida; Sycettidae. The record is from RefSeq and is a predicted model, not a curated record. The transcript has 6 exons. The coding region runs from base 30 to 1403 and encodes 457 amino acids.
UCUUCAACUCCACAGUGUCCGUUCCCUUCAUGCACCAGGUGGACUGGACCACUGCUGUUGGCGAGUGCAGAUUCAGAGGUGGCUACUUGCCCAACACAAAGGCUGUAGACACUUGGAAGAAAAAACUCAGGGCAAAGUUAGGCCUGCGUCCCAGGAUAAAUAAUAUUGCCAGCAAUUACCAUAUGGCUAAUGCAAGAGACCCUGCACAGAGUAAAUUUGUCUUGUGCGAAACUCCCAAGGAAUACAGAAAUUAUGACACGACACUGGUGUCCACGGACUGCAGCAGACACACUCGCCUUAUACUUCCCAAUGUUCAACCUGCCAGUAUGGUGUUGGAUGAUGCCAAGAGGGAAUGCAAGUAUUGGAAUGGAGAACUAGUAACCAGCGGAGUAGGUGGGCUCGAGAACUGCCUACUGCAGUUCUACAGGGCAAUUCCAGGUCACCACACCCCAAAGGAUCUGUGGUCAGGCCAUAAUAUCAACUCAAUCCCUGAAACACCUCGGGAGGGUCUGCAGAAAGCAUACAUACCUGUGUGUAGGGUGCCCAUUAAGUAUGUUAAGUUCUGGUGUGCACAAACCAACUCCGAUCUAUCCAUUCGAGAAAAUCCUCAGACCAAAACGCUGCUCGAAGCAAGGGAACAUUGCCGGAGCGGGUUCUCUGCGGACGGGAAUGGAAACCCAUAUGGUGAAGAUGGCCGCAUUGUUAGCCAAUUGUCCGUCGAAAUGCAAUGCCUGACCACCUACCUCAAGCAAGUCCAGAAAGAAUCCAUUGAAGGCAAUGUUUGGAUUGACGGUGAUCGAGCUAGUCCUCCAACGCAGAAGAAAUAUGUCGUUUGUGAAUACAGAGGAGCGUUCACGGACCUGCUUUGCAAGAAGACAAAAUCUCGAUACAGCCCGUUCCCCUUGGUCAAGAAGAGCUACGACGGUGCCGUAACAGAAUGUAAACGUCGAAAAUACACUGGGCUGAUGACUAAAACUGAUGGCUGUGAGAUUCCUUCUUUCUUCAGGCUAAAUAUGGACGCCUUUUGGUGGAAAAACUCUUUGGCACGCCACAUUGGCGAAAGACUCGUCAUCUGUGAACGGUUAUUCCAAUGUAUUUCAUUCGAUGAUGGGACACGUCCUCAUACCUCAACACUACACUAUUUCCCUGCAAAGUCUGGCAAGAACUACGGGGAAGCUCUACAGUUUUGCGCUGCCAAUGGCAUGCACCUUCCAUUUUACUAUGAAAGGCAUUGUGUGACCACAUUCUUAUCUGAAAAGUUGGGAAUUCAAGGGUUUGGUUGGAUUCAAAGGCCUCCCCUUGGUGACCACGCUAUUGUAAGCCAAUCAUUAUCAAAUGGCAAACCUCAGUGGAUCCGCUCCAACAGAAAGUUGGUGAUUGUCGUCUGCAUUCUACCCAGUUGAGAGGAAUGCGCUGACUCUACAUUGUUGUGGGCACUUGCAUGAUGGAUGCCCGUCAACUUUCCUCCCGAACUGUUUUGGAGCAGAAUGUGGAGUCGUGGAGGGGUCUCAACCUGCCUACCUGGGCACACACGAACCUGCAGACGAUGUGGAGACUACCUGGGCACACAUGAACCUGCAGACGAUGUAAACACUACCUGGGCACACAUGAACCUGCAGACGAUGUGAAGCCUACCUGGGCACACAUGAACCUGCAGACGAUGUGAACACUACCUGGGCACACAUGAACCUGCAGACGAUCUGAAGCCUACCUGGGCACACGUGAACCCGAACACACAAUGCGAUUUGCACGACAGCCACUCUAGGCUGGCGAACCGGCUGCUCCACACAUCUAUAUACAUUUUUCCAUA